Megalops cyprinoides (Indo-Pacific tarpon) is the source of this 4734-nucleotide messenger RNA. RefSeq names its product ABR activator of RhoGEF and GTPase (gene abr). The transcript has 23 exons. Gene Ontology annotation, cellular component: membrane. The record is from RefSeq and is a predicted model, not a curated record. Gene Ontology annotation, biological process: positive regulation of GTPase activity; intracellular signal transduction. Gene Ontology annotation, molecular function: GTPase activator activity; guanyl-nucleotide exchange factor activity. Bases 581 to 3157 code for a protein of 858 amino acids. NCBI's taxonomy places the organism in Eukaryota, Metazoa, Chordata, Actinopteri, Elopiformes, Megalopidae.
AGAGAGAGAGAGAGAGGGAGAAAGGCGGCCAAACGGAGAUCACUCGUGAGCUUGGAGAAGCAUCCUCUUGGUUCUUCUGUUUUGUCUCCUCUUGGUAUUUUCGAUACGUCCUCGCGUCAAGUGUAGAGAAGCAGGAAAAAGCCACGGGGGGGGUUCACAUAUUCAGGACCGAAGAGAGGUAGAGAGCGCGAGAGAGAGGGAGCGAGGAGGAGGAGGAGGAGGAGGAGGGCUGGCGAUCGAGAGUGCGCGAGAGAGAGAGACAGCUUUCCCUGCCUUAGCAACGGUUGGCUGUGCUUGGCUCCAGCCCCUCGUCGCCUGGCUGAUCGUGUUGUGGGUCCGUCUGUGAGAGGCCGGGGGGGGUCCUCAGGGUUCCUGCCGAUUUGCUCUCUCCGAGCCCCUCGCUCCGCCGGUUACCCUUCUCUCCGGGGUCCUUUGUGCUCUGAGAUGAGUGCUGCCUUUCAGCGCUGAAAAGAAAAGAGGAGAAGGAAGGAAGCGAGAGAGCGUGAGAGAGAGAGAGGGAGGGGAGGGGGGAAAAAAGGAAAGUGUUUGGAAGAGCGUCUGUCAGCGGAUUGGGAGCAGUAUGGAGCACCUGAGCACCCGGGGCCUUCCCAGGCUGUCUUGGAUAGACACGCUCUACAGCAACUUCAACUACAACACAGACGGCUACGAUGGUGACGCCGCUGAGGACCGCAAGUCCCAGGACGGCUCGGAGACCAUGCCCUUCAUCGACGAGUCGCCCACCAUGUCGCCCCAACUGUGCGCCCGCGGGCCGGACGGCGAGGCGGUGUCCCCCACGCCCCACGAGGGCCUGCCCGGGGGCGACAUCGAGAAAGGGCUGGAGAUGAAGAAGCUGGUCCUCUCCGGGUUCCUGGCCAGCGAGGAGAUCUACAUCAACCAGCUGGACGCCCUGCUCCUGCCCAUGAAGCCACUGAAGGCCACAGCGACCACGUCCCAGCCAGUUCUGACCAUCCAGCAGAUCGAGACCAUCUUUUACAAGAUCCAGGACAUUUUCGAGAUCCACAAGGAGUUCUAUGACGCCCUCUAUCCCAACAUUCAGCAGUGGGACGACAAGGUGACCGUGGGUCACCUCUUCCAGAAACUGGCCAGUCAGCUUGGUGUUUAUAAAGCAUUUGUUGACAACUACAAAGUUGCAGUGGAGACGGCAGAAAAAUGCAGCCAGGCUAACGUCCAGUUCCAAAAGAUUUCGGAGAACCUGAAAGUCAAAGGCCCGAAGGACUCCAAGGACUGCACCACCUCGGUCACGAUGGAAGCUCUGUUGUACAAGCCCAUCGACCGUGUGACCCGCAGCACGCUGGUUCUCCAUGACCUGCUGAAGCACACUCCCAAGGACCAUCCCGACUUCCCUCUGCUGCAGGACGCGCUGCGGAUAUCCCAGAACUUCCUGUCCAGCAUCAACGAGGAGAUCGACCCCCGCAGGACCGCCGUCACCACGCCGAAGGGAGAGACCCGUCAGCUGGUGAAGGAUGGCUUCCUGGUGGAGGUGUCCGAGGGCUCCAGGAAGCUGCGUCACGUCUUCCUCUUCACCGACCUCCUCCUCUGCGCCAAGAUGAAGAAGACGGCUGUGGGGAAGCACCAGCAGUACGACUGCAAGUGGUACAUCCCGCUGGCCGACCUGACCUUCCAGACGCUGGACGACUCAGACUCCUGCACCCACGUCCAGACGCUGCCUGAGCACGAGAUCGACGAGAUGAAGACCAAAAUCUCUGCCAUCAAGAGCGAGAUCCAGAAGGAGAAGAAGGCUGUUAAGGGGCAGAGCCGAGCAUUGGAUCGUCUGAGGAAGAAGAUGAACGAGCAGGAGUCCUGUCUGCUGUUACACUCCCCCACCAUCCCUUUCCGCAUCCACAACAAGCACGGCAAGAGCUACCUGUUCCUGCUGUCCUCGGAUUACGAGCGGUCAGAGUGGAGGGAAGCCAUUCAGAAACUGCAGAAGAAAGAUCUUCAGGCCUGUGUGCUGAGCUCUGUGGAGCUCCAGGUGCUGACUGGCUCCUGCUUCAAGCUGAGAACCGUCCACAACAUCCCUGUCACCAGUAACAAAGACGAUGAAGAAUCUCCUGGGCUCUAUGGCUUCCUCCAUGUGAUCGUCCACUCUGCCAAGGGCUUCAAAGAGUCAGCCAAUCUCUACUGCACCUUGGAGGUGGACUCCUUCGGCUACUUUGUCAGCAAAGCCAAGACGCGGGUGUUCCGAGACACCACUGAGCCCCAGUGGAACGAGGAGUUUGAGAUUGAGCUGGAGGGCUCACAGUGCCUGCGGAUCCUCUGCUACGAGAAGUGCUACGACAAGUCCAAGCUGAACAAGGACGACAACGAGAUCGUGGACAAGAUCAUGGGCAAGGGCCAGGUGCAGCUGGACCCCCAGACUGUACAGUCCAAGAACUGGCACAUGGAUGUCAUAGAGAUGAAUGGGAUCAAAGUGGAGUUCUCAAUGAAGUUCACGAGUCGGGACUUGAGCUUAAAGAGGACACCGUCCAAAAAACAGAGCGGGGUGUUUGGUGUCAAAAUCAGCGUGGUGACAAAGCGGGAGCGCUCCAAGGUGCCUUACAUCGUCCGUCAGUGCAUUGAGGAGGUGGAGAAGAGGGGGAUCGAUGAAGUGGGCAUCUACCGGAUCUCAGGGGUGGCCACGGACAUCCAGGCCCUGAAAGCGGCGUUCGACACAAAUACCAAAGACAUCCUGGUGAUGCUGAGUGACAUGGACAUCAACGCCAUCGCGGGAACUCUGAAGCUGUACUUCCGCGAGCUCCCGGAGCCCCUGCUCACAGACCGCCUGUACCCAGCUUUCAUGGAGGGGAUAGCGCUGUCGGACCCCGCCGCCAAGGAGAACUGCAUGAUGCACCUCCUGCGCUCGUUGCCCGACCCCAACCUCAUCACCUUCCUCACCCUGCUGGAGCACCUCAAGAGGGUCGCAGAGAAGGAGCCCAUCAACAAGAUGUCCCUCCACAACCUGGCCACCGUCUUCGGCCCCACCCUGCUGAGGCCCUCCGAGUCAGAGAGCAGCAAAGCACACAUCACCCUGGCCUCCGACAUCUGGUCGCAUGACGUCAUGGCGCAGGUCCAAGUGCUCCUCUACUACCUUCAGCACAAUCCCAUCUCCUUCACCGAGCUGAAGCGCAACACCCUCUACUUCUCCACCGACGUUUAGCCGGGGGCCGCCGCCAUGAGGGACUCCGGGAGCUCCGCCCCACACACCUUUUUACUGUACAGCGCCAACGAGAGACAGAGAAAAAACUAAAAAAAAAAAACAAAAAAAAGAGAAAAAGCUAACAGACAGAAAGCCACUGUGCUCCCUCUGCAUUCCUUAGUCAUGUUGUGUGUGUGUUUGUGUUGAGAGCGCCAGUCCCCCCCCCCCAUGAUCUGUCUGGUGGAAGCUGAAGAUUGGGGAGAGCAGCGGCCCUCUCGCCCCGGGAGCCCGCCUCCCCUCGCUGCCUGAUAGCGCUCGCGCCCCUCGCCCCGUGACGGCCAGGGUCGGAGCUGAAGUCCGCCACACUGACCCGACACAGGCCCGUUCACUGCCCUGACAUCCCAUCCUGCCCCGCCCCGCCCCGCAUAAAGACUUCAGCUUUUCUUCCAUCUCUUGUUUUGAAAUGGGGAAGACGGGGGGCAUGUACUCCUCGACUCCCGAAGCUCUCUCGUCCGUCCCGAAAAAGGGCCCCCCCCCCAUGUUUGUUCCCGUCGCAGUGUCAUGGUAAAGUAACUGAGAACGCAGUCUCCGGCAGGCGCUCGGACAGCCUGGCUGAGGAGCGACCGUGUGCGUGUCGUGACCGUGUGCGUAGCGUGGUGGUGUCUGACUGGGUAGUGGUUUCAGAAUGUUCUGUUACUCAGUUUUUUUUUUCCUCCAGAGGCAUUCCAGAAAUGGCAUUUACAUAUUUUAUAAAUAUUGUUUGUUUGAUAGUUUAUCUUUUGGUUUUCUCUUGCUUUGUGCAUGUGGUUUCAGGAGGGUUGUGUGGACGAUACUGACACCAGGGAGAGGCUUCACUGGCGGCGGGUUCUCCCGUCGUCACAGGUUCUGUGCAAAGGCUCGAAAGCAUCCCGUUCAGGAACACAGCCCUCUAUUUGUCAAGUUUUGGCCAAAUUUGCCCUAUUUAUUAUAAAUAUAUAUAUUACGUGUGCCUGUACAGUCCAGUACAUCUAUAGAAUUACUCUGCGGAGCCCAUUGUUUGAAGUUUAUCAGGUAGUGAUGUUUUUUAGUUCAUUUUCUCCUUUCCAGUCAACGUUGACUGAGCUGUACUGUAAUGAUAACAUGAACAAACAAAAAAAAAGAGAAGAAACAGAUGUACAAAUUCUGACAGUUGAUUCUUGAGCGGUUUUCUUUAAAAUUGGUAUGAAAUCCUAAAUGGGGGUUGUGAGAUAUGACUUAACAAGUAUGGAAAAUGUUCUGCUUCUUUAAAAAGUCAAGCCUGUUCUGUGUACGACAGCAUUCUAGUGUAAUUAUGGGAUGAUCUGUGUAAUUGCCCUCGUUGCAUGUUCAGCUUGUCAUCGAUCAGGCCGGGUAACACAAAGGUAGAUUUUCCUGCUGUUUUUCUGCAUCGGCGCCCAUGAUCUGAGUGUAGAGCCAUGCAAAUCCAACCUUUCUGCUAUCAAGCCCGCAACAUAUCUUAAAAAUAAGCACUGUUAGAUGAGUACUAUUUGAUAUUUUUAAUAUAAGAUUAAAAGAAAAAAAUCAAAACUGUGUAUUUUACUUCCUUUAGGAAGAAAUUGAGUACAUACUGUAUUAACAAU